This is a messenger RNA of Crotalus tigris (Tiger rattlesnake), 9712 nucleotides long. RefSeq names its product sodium leak channel, non-selective (gene NALCN). Gene Ontology annotation, biological process: transmembrane transport; monoatomic ion transport. The transcript has 46 exons. NCBI's taxonomy places the organism in Eukaryota, Metazoa, Chordata, Lepidosauria, Squamata, Viperidae. Bases 551 to 5827 code for a protein of 1758 amino acids. Gene Ontology annotation, cellular component: membrane. The record is from RefSeq and is a predicted model, not a curated record. Gene Ontology annotation, molecular function: monoatomic cation channel activity.
CAGCUAGACCGCCGGGAACCAGCCGCGUGCCUGCUCCGGGCAGGAGGCGCCGUCUGCGCGUGUCCUCUCGCGCUCCCGCCUGCCGCCGGGAGAUGCUCGCAGGGAAGCGCGGUUGCUGGGCGACCGCAAGGCUGCGGCCGGCCAGCCAGCCAGCCAGGAGAAACCUGCUACCAAGCUCGCCCUCGUCGCCCCCACCGGCCGCCUGCCUGCCUGCCGGCCGGCCGGGUGCGGCGUCUUCCUCCCCCGCCCUGCGGGUCACGCCCUCUCUGGCUGCCGACGCCUCGGGAGACCGGCUUUUAAAAAAUAAUAAUAAAAAGCCAAAUGCUCUCCCCGGAGAAGACACCACCAAAUAAGCUUCCUGGUCCCUUAACGCCAUGAAGGGAAAGGCAGGCGGAAGACCCCAGAGCAAACAAUGGCUUCACUUAAUAACUGUGGUAUUCGCUUAAUGAUGAUGGAUUCACUUAAUGACCAUGGUGAUUGGUUUAACGACUGCAAAAAAAGAUAAAAUCAGGCCAUUUCACCGUUUUAUAUAAUCAAAGCUAAUUUCAGUAUGCUGAAAAGGAAACAGAGUUCUAGGGUAGAAGCCCAGCCUGUAACAGAUUUUGGUCCUGAUGAAUCCUUAUCAGACAACGCAGAUAUCCUGUGGGUUAACAAACCAUGGGUGCAUUCUUUACUGCGCAUCUGUGCCAUCAUCAGUGUCAUUUCGGUGUGCAUGAAUACCCCAAAGACCUUUGAGCAUUAUCCUCCCCUUCAGUAUGUGACAUUUGCUCUUGAUACAUUGCUGAUGUUUCUCUACACGGCAGAGAUGAUAGCAAAAAUGCACAUCCGUGGCAUAGUCAAGAUGGAGUUGGGAAAAGGUUGGAGGUUAACCACACCACAGCCAUUUCAGAUGUUCAAGGGGGAUAGUUCUUAUGUGAAGGACCGUUGGUGUGUAUUUGAUGGAUUCAUGGUAUUUUGUCUGUGGGUGUCCUUAGUUUUACAGGUUUUUGAAAUUGCUGAGAUAGUUGAUCAAAUGUCUCCUUGGGGCAUGCUGAGGAUCCCACGACCACUUAUUAUGAUUCGAGCAUUCCGAAUUUAUUUCCGCUUUGAAUUACCAAGAACCAGGAUAACCAACAUUUUAAAGCGUUCAGGUGAACAAAUUUGGAGUGUUUCCAUUUUCCUUCUGUUCUUUCUGCUUCUGUAUGGAAUUUUGGGGGUCCAGAUGUUUGGACCUUUCACAUAUCAUUGUGUAACAAAUGAUACAAAACCAGGAAACAUAACCUGGAACAAUUUGGCAAUCCCAGACACACAUUGUUCAAAAGCAUCAGAAGAAGGCUACCAGUGUCCACCAGGAUUUGAGUGUUUGGACCUUGAAGAAUUGGGGUUAAGCAGGCAGGAGCUGGGCUACAGUGGUUUUAAUGAAAUAGGAACAAGCAUAUUUACUGUUUAUGAAGCUGCAUCUCAGGAAGGUUGGGUCUUUCUGAUGUAUCGAGCAAUUGACAGUUUUCCCCGAUGGCGCUCUUAUUUCUAUUUCAUCACCUUAAUUUUCUUCCUUGCCUGGCUUGUUAAGAAUGUAUUUAUUGCUGUCAUCAUUGAAACAUUUGCUGAAAUCCGUGUGCAGUUUCAACAGAUGUGGGGUUCCAGAAGCAGUACAACUUCAACAGCAACUACUCAGAUGUUUCAUGAAGAUGCUACAGGAGGAUGGCAGCUGGUGGAUGUUGAUGUGAAUAAGCCUCAAGGCAGAGCACCAGCAUGUCUGCAGAGAAUGAUGAGAUCCUCAAUUUUCCAUAUGUUUAUCCUGAGCAUGGUAGCAGUGGAUGUCAUUGUUGCUGCUAGUAAUUAUUAUAAGGGAGAAACUUUCAAGAGCCAAUAUGAUGAGUUCUACCUUGCAGAGGUGGCCUUUACACUCCUUUUUGAUCUGGAAGCUCUCCUAAAGAUCUGGUGCCUGGGAUUUACUGGAUACAUCAGUUCAUCUCUUCAUAAAUUUGAACUGCUCCUGGUUAUUGGAACUACUCUUCACAUUUAUCCAGUCCUCUAUCAUUCACAGUUUACAUACUUUCAGGUACUUAGAGUUGUUCGACUUAUAAAGAUUUCUCCUGCUCUGGAAGAUUUUGUAUACAAGAUUUUUGGACCUGGAAAAAAGCUUGGGAGUUUAGUUGUAUUUACUGCCAGUCUAUUAAUUGUAAUGUCAGCCAUUAGUUUGCAAAUGUUCUGUUUUGUGGAAGAACUAGACAGAUUUACUACAUUUCCAAGGGCUUUCAUGUCAAUGUUUCAAAUCCUGACACAGGAAGGAUGGGUGGACGUCAUGGAUCAGACUCUCAAUGCUGUGGGUCACAUGUGGGCACCUGUUGUUGCUAUUUAUUUCAUUUUAUAUCAUCUUUUUGCUACCCUGAUUCUGCUGAGCUUGUUUGUUGCUGUUAUUCUAGACAACCUGGAACUUGAUGAAGAUCUAAAGAAACUUAAACAACUGAAACAAAGUGAAGCAAAUGCAGAUACCAAAGAAAAGCUCCCAUUACGCCUACGGAUAUUUGAAAAAUUCCCUAACAGGCCUCAGAUGGUAAAAAUCUCCAAGCUCCCUUCAGAUUUCACAGUUCCCAAAAUAAGGGAAAGCUUUAUGAAACAGUUCAUUGAUCGACAGCAGCAAGAUACAACUUGUUUACUGAGAAGGCUUCCAUCAGCUUCUUCCUCCUCCUGUGAUCACUCUAAAAGGCUGGCAAUUGAAGACAAAUACAUUGACCAGAAGCUUCGCAAAUCUGUUUUCAGCAUUAAGGCAAGAAAUCUUCUGGACAAGGAGUCUGCAAUCAAUAAAAUUCUUAGAGCCUGUACUCGUCAGCGUAUGCUUAGUGGAUCUUUUGAGGGGCAGCCUGCAAAAGAACGAUCUAUUCUUAGUGUUCAGCAUCAUAUACGCCAAGAACGCAGGUCACUAAGGCAUGGUUCCAACAGUCAGCGAAUCAGCAGAGGAAAGUCUCUUGAAACAUUAACUCAGGAUGUAAGUCAUUCUAAUACAGUGAGGUACAGAAAUGCACAAAGGGAAGACAGUGACAUUAAAAUGAUCCAAGAAAAGAAAGAACAAGCAGAAAUGAAAAGAAAAGUUCAGGAAGAAGAGUUGCGGGAGAAUCACCCCUAUUUUGACAAGCCUCUCUUCAUAGUGGGCCGGGAACACAGAUUUAGGAAUUUCUGCCGAGUUGUAGUUAGAGCUCGCUUUAAUGCCUCUAAAACAGAUCCUGUUACUGGAGCAGUUAAAAACACAAAAUAUCAUCAACUUUAUGAUUUGCUGGGAUUAGUUACUUAUCUAGAUUGGGUAAUGAUCAUUGUCACCAUAUGUUCCUGUAUUUCAAUGAUGUUUGAAUCCCCUUUUCGAAGAGUAAUGCAUGCACCUACAUUACAGAUUGCUGAAUAUGUUUUUGUAAUAUUUAUGAGUAUUGAACUUAACUUGAAGAUUAUGGCUGAUGGCUUGUUUUUUACACCAACGGCAGUCAUCAGAGAUUUUGGAGGUGUCAUGGAUAUUUUUAUUUACCUUGUAAGCCUGAUGUUUCUCUGCUGGAUGCCCCAGAAUGUUCCUGCUAAAUCAGGAGUUCAGCUGCUAAUGGUUCUACGGUGUCUUCGGCCUCUUCGUAUUUUUAAACUGGUGCCUCAGAUGAGAAAAGUUGUUCGGGAACUAUUUAGUGGUUUCAAAGAAAUCUUUCUAGUUUCAAUCCUUUUAUUGACAUUAAUGCUUGUUUUUGCAAGCUUUGGAGUUCAACUUUUUGCUGGGAAACUGGCUAAGUGCAAUGAUCCCCAUAUAACUGCAAGAGAAGAUUGCCAUGGUAUAUUCCGAAUAAAUGUAAGUGUUUCGAAAAAUCUGAAUUUGAAGCUAAGACCUGGUGAAAAAAAGCCUGGAUUUUGGGUGCCUCGAGUCUGGGCUAACCCUCGAAACUUUAACUUUGACAAUGUUGGUAAUGCAAUGUUGGCAUUAUUUGAAGUCCUGUCAUUAAAGGGGUGGGUAGAAGUCAGAGACGUCAUCAUUCAUCGUGUGGGUCCAAUUCAUGGCAUCUACAUUCAUGUUUUUGUAUUCCUGGGCUGCAUGAUUGGACUUACCCUUUUUGUUGGAGUUGUCAUUGCUAAUUUCAAUGAAAAUAAGGGAACAGCUCUACUAACAGUUGACCAGAGGCGAUGGGAAGAUCUGAAGAGCAGAUUAAAGAUAGCACAGCCUCUUCACCUCCCACCACGCCCAGAUAAUGAUGGAUUCCGAGCUAAAAUGUAUGACAUAACCCAGCACCCAUUUUUCAAGAGAACCAUUGCAGUUCUUGUAUUGGCCCAAUCUGUGCUAUUAUCUGUUAAGUGGGAUGAUCAAGAUCCAGUAACUGGUCCAUUAGCUGCAAUGUCAGUGGUCUUCACCUUCAUAUUUGUUCUAGAGGUUACAAUGAAAAUUAUUGCCAUGUCACCUGCUGGAUUUUGGCAGAGCAGAAGAAAUCGUUAUGAUCUCUUGGUGACAUCAUUAGGUGUCAUAUGGGUGAUUCUCCACUUUGCCAUAACUAAUGCCUAUACGUAUAUGAUGGGGGCAUGCGUUAUUGUGUUCAGGUUUUUUUCAAUCUGUGGAAAGCACGUGACUCUGAAGAUGCUGCUGCUGACAGUAGUUGUCAGCAUGUACAAAAGCUUUUUCAUCAUUGUAGGAAUGUUCCUACUGUUGCUUUGCUAUGCUUUUGCUGGAGUAGUUUUGUUUGGAACUGUGAAAUAUGGAGAGAACAUUAACAGGCAUGCCAACUUUUCAUCAGCUGGUAAGGCCAUUACUGUACUCUUCAGAAUCGUCACUGGAGAAGACUGGAACAAGAUAAUGCAUGACUGCAUGGUUCAACCUCCUUUUUGUACUCCAGAUAACAGAACAUACUGGAAAACAGACUGUGGGAAUUAUGCCGGUGCUCUUAUGUAUUUCUGUUCAUUUUAUGUCAUCAUUGCAUACAUAAUGCUGAAUUUACUUGUGGCUAUAAUUGUGGAAAACUUCUCUUUAUUUUAUUCCACUGAAGAAGACCAGCUCUUAAGUUAUAAUGAUCUUAGACAUUUUCAGAUUAUAUGGAAUAUGGUUGAUGACAAAAGGGAGGGAGCAAUUCCUACUUUCCGAGUCAAGUUUUUGUUGAGGCUAUUGCGUGGAAGACUUGAGGUAGAUCUGGAUAAGGACAAACUUCUGUUCAAGCAUAUGUGCUAUGAAAUGGAGAGAUUGCAUAAUGGUGGAGAUGUAACAUUCCAUGAUGUAUUAAGCAUGCUGUCAUAUAGAUCGGUUGACAUCAGAAAAAGUCUUCAGCUGGAAGAACUCCUUGCUAGGGAACAACUAGAGUACACCAUCGAGGAAGAAGUUGCCAAGCAGACAAUACGCAUGUGGUUGAAAAAAUGCUUGAAGCGCAUUAGAGCAAAACAACAGCAGUCAUGCAGUAUUAUCCACAGCCUCCGAGAGAGUCAACAGCAGGAGUUAAGCCGUUUCCUAAAUCCACCAAGCAUUGAGACAACGCAGCCAAGUGAAGAUAUGAAUGCUAAUAACCAGGAUAACAGUGCACAGCCUGAGACAAGUAAUGAACAGCAGCUGCUUAGCCCCACGCUUUCUGACAGAGGUGGAUAUCGACAAGAUUCUGGUGAGGGGGGUAAACCUCAGCGAAAGCUUGGACAAUGGCGUUUGCCAUCUGCCCCAAAACCAAUAAGCCAUUCAGUGUCUUCAGUCAAUAUAAGAAUUGGUGGUCGGACAACUAUGAAAUCUGUUGUGUGCAAAAUGAAUCCUAUGUCAGACAUGGCUUCAUGUGGAUCAGAAGUUAAGAAGUGGUGGACAAGGCAACUUACUGUAGAGAGUGACGAGAGUGGAGAAGACCUGCUUGAGAUCUGAUUGGGAAAAGAUUCCUCUCAAAGACACACUUAUGCAACACACCUGUGGAGGAAUGGCAACUCUGGACAUUGCUGCUUUUUAAUAACAGUUCUAAUUGACUGUUUAUAUCAAGAUAAGCCUUGGAACUCAUUGUCCUUCAACUUGGCAAGAUUUAUUAUUUAAUGUUUAUUUUGAACAUCCAGGAUUGUUAACAUAAUGAGCAACACAAAUGUCCAGAAGAAGUAGAGGACCUUUGGACUUGUUCCCAUAAAUCAUGAGAAACGCUUCAGGCUCUCAGGCUAGGCUUCCUACUUUUCAGCAGACUUUCAAUAUUGCUGCUCAGCCAAUAUUUGAAAUUUCAGGUUUCUCUGAAAGUAUAUUGUUGCUUGUUAAAAUUUGGGAAACAACAACAAAGGACUAAUAGUAAAAUAUGACAUGUCAUGAUGUGUACCAGGUUGAUAUUCUAUUUUAAUAGUAUGGGUAAGUUAUGAGGACACAACAUUUUUAUUUAGAGACACUGAGACACAAUUGUUGUGGAAGUAAAAGCACCCCAAGGAGAAUAUUGAUAUGGACAUGCUGCUAAUGUUUCACAUCACUUGAAUAUUUUUAUUUAGGUCAGAGUAGAUGACUUCUUUCAAGCUAAGACUCAUGUUGAAUGGUUGGGUUGGGCUGUAAUUGCAAAAACAUAAGCCAAGACAAAAACUAAGAUACUUUUAAUCUGAUUAUAUUUAUUUUAGUUAAAUUAAUUCCUAUUACAUAUGGUUAAUAGGAUUACCUUGUAUGUAUUUUAUAAUUUUCCCUUCUUUCAAGUUAAAUAUUGCAGUUUUGGUAGCAAUUUGGGGAAAGUUUCUGAGGACACCAUGCAAUACACUGACCUCAGGUUGUGCUUCUCUUAUUGAGAUAAAUACUAUUCCUAGAUUAAUUCAUAGGUACCCUUGACUAUCUACUUCACUUGAUCAUUGAAAGUUCCCAUUGGACAAAUGCAAGUUCUUUUUGUACAUUUGAAGGACAUACUAAUUCUCAAACAAUAUUUCAUGUAUUUGAUUUGUGUCAAAGUUUACAUACCAGAGGUAGUGUGUCAGUAUUUUCUCUGAAAUUGUCAGACUUCCUUUGCCCUAAAUAAUUAUUUAAACAAAACAGCAACAAUGUUGUUGUUUUUUUUCUUUUCUACCAUAUUCUACCCAUCAAUAUUAGUGUUGUUUAAUGAUCUGUGGGAAUUAAUUCAGAAUGAGGUAGUUACUUAUUUUCCAUUUUUACAAUAUAUUUUAAUAUGCAAGCACAAUGUGGUUAAUUUAAAAAAUAGGGUUUCAUUGUUAAUUUUUAUAAUAUGCUUAUUUGAAGUACACUGAUAUCUUAUCAGUGCACCUGUUUAAUUAGUUCCCUGCUUUUUCAUCUCUGUUAAUAACUAUCAUCUAUUAGAAAUGAAACAGAAAAAUAACCAGUGUAGAUGUAACUACUUAAUUACAUUCUGUACAUACAUACCUACAUAUGUACAUACAUACAUACAUACAUACAUACAUACAUAUAGGUUCGUACGAUAUUGGGAAUAAGACUCAUGGCAAGCCUAGAAAAACAUCCUACUCAUGGAAAUCUGAUUUUGUGCUUCAUUAUCCUUGUUAGAAAUGAACAUGUUUUUAGCAGAAAUUAUUUCUAACUCACUAUUUAAAAGUCAUUAUAUCAUUAUAUAUAAGUAUACAUUAUAUACUUAGUCAUUAAGUAUUAGAUGAGAUUAACAGCUAAAGUAUGCUCAUGAAAGUAAUCUAUUUUCUAGUCAUGCUUGAAAUAUCUUUUUUAAAAAACAAUACUUUGAUAUCAAUCACUAUUAAGGUAAGUAUGAAAUAAUGCAUUAAGAAAAGAAUAGUUGACAAUUCUAAGAUUCUAUUUAUAAAGAUUCUAAUUCCAGAUAUUUAAUGAAUGGCAGCAAAUGAGCAUUUAGGAGCCCACAAUUAUGAACCUUCAUUAUGCAUUUAAGCAUCAUAGAAAAAUGAGUCAGACACAUGAGGAUUGGGGAAAAUUAAAGAUUAUGAAGGCUGGAGAGAAACUUGGCUCUAACCACUGCUGUGCUACAAUUACUCAAUUAUAGGUUAUAGAAGUGAUAAUCCACCUACUGACAGUGAUCAUUAUCUCUCAUCUCAAGAGUAAGGACAAACAGACUAUCUUCCUAAUUUUAGUUUCGUAUUGGCCAGAGUAAUGAAGAGUGUGUCUUUACUACCUCUGAAGUGCUUUUACCUUCAUCACAAUCACUCGUUCAAAACUUGAACCAGGUGGUUUUUAAAUACAAAAUGGAAGAUUUUCUUCAAUUAGCCUAUGAAGGAUAAAGUUUGGCAGGUAUCAUAACUGAUCAGUAUAUGAGAUCAAUUAAUGGUUCCUCCAGAAAAUUUGACCUUCUUUUGUAUGUCUGCGUUGUAUUUUAAUGGUGUGCAAAAUAUUUUAUAUUUAAAGCUUUCAUGUAUAAAAUUUCACAAAAUGUCCUGUUCUGAGUGUAAAAUUGCUGUUUCAAAUAUGAAACAAUCUGUUCUGAGCAUUUUGGAAUUUUUUUUGAGCUAUAAACAAGCAUUCUGAGCAUUUUGAAUGUUUGUUUCCAAUCCAUAGAUGAAUGUCAUAUGUAGUAUGACCAAACAACAGCCAUGUUACUAUUUCUAAAUGUUUGGGGAGGAAGAAACAGGAUUCUGAUGCCUACACCUAGACAAUAGAGUUUGCAGGAUUUUGUAUCUGCUUCCCAACUGUGGCAUCUUUGGGGCGAGAUAUUUGCCACUACCAUCAUUUCCUAUGGAAAAUAUGUUGCACUACUAUGAUGAGUUGAGCUUGAAAUCACCAGAAACAUAAGAUUUCACCUUAAAAAAAAAAACCCUAAAAUUGUAUAUUGUCCAUGUUCUCCAAGAGCCUUAUGGACAUAAAAGUCCCAGCAAAACUAACAAUCUUGUGUUAGGUUGAUGCACGGUUUUGUUCUUAAUGCAGGUUUUAUUUUAACCAAGAUAUGUAUCCACAGACUUGUAUUGCAUUUGAUUAUUCUUGGUCACAGAUUAUUGUCUUUAUGUAGUUGUCUGUGUGAACAUUUUGCUGUUUAGAUUUAACAUUUACAUUGAAACUUCCUAUAAUGUUACUAAACCUGUGCAUUUUGUUGUUUAAACUAGAUUGCAUCAAAAACCUUAAGAAAAUAUCAUUCCUACUAUUGUCAAGGAUAGUUAUUUGUCUUUUCUUUUAUGUCUACUUUAACUUAAUAUUUUUUAGAAAUAAAAAAUAAAAAACUGGAAAUUUAUAAAAUAUACUAUGCUAAAUUACAGAAACUUUCCUAGUUAUUACAACAAAUAUUCUUUUUAAACCUCUGGCAAAUAUCCUUUGACAUAUAAUGUCAAUAAAAGGCAGUUGCUUUCAGCGGUUGGCUGCUUAGAAUUUCAUUCUCAGUGGUUUUGAUACAUUAUUUGAUGCAAUAUCUAUAUUUACUUUAAACAUUUUGGAUACUUCUCAACCAGAUAACUGUAGUAGUUCAGAAUAGCUUAAAAGAUAAAGAGUAGAUUUUAGAUUGCACUAAGAGGGGAACAAUUUCAAGAUCACAUAAAGAGAUAAUACCAUUUUAUACUGGACUGGUGAGACCACACUUCAAAUACUUCCUUCAGUUCUGGUCACCAUGAUACAAAACAGAUGUUGAGAUUCUAGAAAGAAUGCAAAAAAAACCAACAAAGAUGAUAAAGGUUCUGGAGGCUACUGUAAACCAUAGGAUGAAUGAUUGAGGGAACUAGGUAUAUCUGGUCCAGCAAAGAGAAGGAUUAGGGGUGAUAUGAUAGCAGUCCUCCAGUACUUGAAGAGUAACAGAGAAGAGGAGGUCAGCCUAUUCUCCAGAGUAACUGAGGGCAGGACAGUUAGAAACAGAUGGAAGAUCAUUAAAGAAAGAUCCAACUUAGAACU